Phytophthora nicotianae INRA-310 is the source of this 4014-nucleotide messenger RNA. RefSeq lists its product as hypothetical. The coding region runs from base 124 to 3903 and encodes 1259 amino acids. Gene Ontology annotation, biological process: transmembrane transport. The transcript has a single exon. Gene Ontology annotation, molecular function: ATP binding; ATP hydrolysis activity; ABC-type transporter activity. Lineage: Eukaryota; Oomycota; Peronosporomycetes; Peronosporales; Peronosporaceae. Gene Ontology annotation, cellular component: membrane. The record is from RefSeq and is a predicted model, not a curated record.
GCCACACGCUUUCACUUCACUUCGCGCAUGUGACGGUUGGCGCGUGCGUCCUGUUUAACAAGCGAGAUGCCUCGCCACUUAUUCCCACAUUGACCGCGGAGUGCGCGCGUCGAGUUGGAGGAGAUGACGGCGCUGCAGCAGUCCGCCGUGUCUCCAAUCACCAGAACCAAGCCCAGUCAUUACGCCACUUUCAGCGACGAUGUCGACGAGACGAAGCAGAGGCUUCACGACGCCAAGGCUGCUACUACACCUGGCACAGCGUCCUUCUGGUCGCAGCUCUUCUUCUCGUAUGCCAACCCCAUGAUGGACACUGGCAACCAGCGUCAACUAAACCUUGAGGAUCUCUGGGAGCUGGAAGGAAAGAAUCGCUCUGCUGCUGCGUUGGAUGAAUUUGUGGUCCACUACGAACGACAUGGCAGGUCAAUUACCAGAGCAAUGGCGGCCGCGUACGGCCGAGAAUUCCUAAUGUGGGGACUGGUGAUGCUCUUCUCAACAGCUUGCGGUCUCUUCGCUCCUGUGGUCCUGAACCACGUGAUAGCCGCGCUCUCGAUGGUUGAGAUCGACAUGAACGAUCUCAGUGUAUGGCUCGGAGUCUUCUUCGCCUCGCGGUUUGCGAACGCCAUUCUGUCCGUGCAAAUGAACUACGGGCUAGAGAUGAUUGCACUGCGUCUCACAGUGACGCUUAAAACGCUGCUCUUCCAGAAGGCGAUGCGGCGGAGUCUGCGAACAAAAAAUGAUUCCGGUGUCGUGGACAUCGCUAACUUGCUCACCUCGGACGUCAACAACGUGCUGUGGGCGGCCUUCCAGGUCAAUAAGCUCUGGAUAAUCCCCAUUCAGAUCGUUGUGGCAGUGUGGAUGCUAUACGCUGUAAUCGGCCUCGCUGCAUUCGCUGGGCUUGCAGUCAUCGCAGUGUCGAUGCUGGCAAGUUAUUUCCUCGCAAAGUUUUCUGGAGCUGCUUUCUUGGAUCUGAUGCAACGCAAGGACGAACGACUAAGUGUGAUCAAGGAGGUGUUUACGGCUAUUCAGGUCGUAAAACUUAACGCUUGGGAAGGUAAAUUCGCUGAGAAGAUUCGCCGUUUUCGCUCCGUUGAGUUGUCGGCUGUCAAGCGAUUUCUCUACCUGGGAGCCGUCAACAUUACUAUUCUCUGGUCCUCGCCACUGGCAGUGUCAGCUGUAUCAUUCGCAGUGUACGCGGUAGUCAUGGGAAACGAGCUAACUGCUGCCAAAGUAUUCACAGCCAUCGCACUUUUCAAUACGCUGAGAGAUCCACUUCGAGACUUACCCACAGUCAUCCAGAUGUUCAUCCAAGCCAAGAUCUCGAUCGACCGCUUCUCUGCCUACCUCUCUCUUGAAGAGUUCACUCCUGCAAACGUUACCCGACACGACCCGGCCCAGCCUGAUGAUGUUGUGAUGACAAUUGAAGACGGCACUUUCGGAUGGACGAAGGAUACACCACUACUCAACCAGGUUAACCUCACUGUGAAGAAGGGAGACCUGGUGAUCGUUCACGGAUCUGUCGGUAGUGGCAAGUCGUCCUUGUGCUCAGCUUUAUUGGGAGAGAUGGACAAACUGGCGGGUAGCGUGUUCGUACGCAGUCGUGUCGCCUACUACUCGCAGCAGACGUGGAUCCAGAACAUGACGAUCCGUGACAAUAUCCUGUUCGGACUACCGUAUGAUAAGGAGAAGUACUCCAAAGUGGUCGCUGCGUGUGGUCUACUUCCAGACCUGAAACAAUUCCCUGGUGGUGACUCGACUGAGAUUGGCCAGAAGGGUGUCAACUUGUCUGGCGGACAGAAAGCGCGAGUCUGUCUUGCUCGUGCGUGUUACUCAGAUGCCGACAUUCUGCUUCUGGACUCUCCACUUGCGGCUGUUGAUGCGGUCGUACAGAGUCAAAUAUUCGGUGACUGCAUUUGCAACCUGCUAGCGGAGAAGACCGUCGUGUUAGUGACGCACAGUCCCGACAUCAUCGCAAGUGAGGCCGCCAACGUGAAGAUGCUGGUAGAGGACGGCAAGCUGAAAUCCACUCGGAACAACGUCGAUCGGCCACGUACGUCGUACACGUUGCCUGUGUCUCCGCGUUCAAUCGAAGAGGAUGAUGGGAAUUUCGAAGAGAAGGACGCUGGCCGUUUUAUCGAUGAUGAGGAACGUGUGGAGGGUCGUGUCUCUAGGGACGUUUUCUUGAAGUACUUCCACUCGCUGGGUGGAAUGAAGGUAUGCGUUUUCCUGUUCGUAGUGCAGAUACUGUGGCAAGCGUUCCAGAUUGGCAGCGAUCUGUGGUUGAGUCACUGGACCGGCCAGAAGCUUAACUCAGACAAAACGGUGUAUAAUGUGACGGUGUAUGCGUGGCUUGGUGUCGGAACGGCGGUCAUGGUAUUAGUGCGAGCAGUAACAGUGGCGGUCAUUGGAUUGCGAGCAUCGCGUCACCUCUUCGACAGCAUGACGAUGUCUCUGUUGAAAGCCCCACUCCGCUUCUUCGACGUGAACCCAAUCGGUCGAAUCUUGAACCGCUACGGUGACGAUAUCACCGCGAUUGACUUCAUGAUAUCAUUCUCCUUUCAGGAAGUUCUUGGGCUUCUUUUCUUCACAGCAUGUCAAUUGGCGACGGCUGUAUACAUGAUAAAAUUUCUGGGCGUGCUGAUCAUCCCGCUGGUGUGGAUCUAUGUGAAAAUUGGAAACCAUUACUUGGCUCCAUCGAGAGAACUCGCGCGGUUGUGGAAAAUAUCUGCGUCGCCCAUUUUGAGCUACGUGAGCCAGUCGGAAGAAGGUGUUGCUGUAAUUCGCGCCUUUGGGCAGGAAACGGUGAAUCGCAUGGUUGCAGAGAACUUUCGCCGCAACGACGUCAACUGCCAAGCGUGGUUCGCUCAAAUGGUCUUGAAGUACUGGUUCCAACUGCGCAUGCAGCUCGUUGGCUUCGGUGUUGUGACUCUCGUAGUCUCCAGCCUCGUUUAUCUACAUGAUUUCCUGACACCAGGUCUUAUUGGAUUGGCUUUCACGUAUGCUCUUAGUGUUGAUGGUAGUCUUGCCAGUCUUGUCAUGUCGUGGUCAUGGUUGGAAAUCCAAAUGGUCGGCCCCGAACGUAUUCUCGAGUACGGAUCCAUUCCAGCCGAAGGAAGCCAGCGACCACUAGUUAUCGAGCCUGAUGCUGCAUGGCCUCGUUCCUCCACCGUCCAGUUUCAAGACGUUGUUUUCAGCUACAAACCAGGUGCUGCACCUGUUCUCAAGGGACUGUCCUUCAAUAUCCAGAACAACGAAAAGAUCGGCAUUGUCGGACGCACCGGUGCAGGCAAGUCCAGCCUCACCAUGGCGCUCUUCCGUAUCAAUGAGUUGGUCUCCGGUCGCAUCCUCAUCGACGGCAUCGACAUCGCCACUAUGCCACUACGCACAUUGCGAUCGAAUCUGUCCAUCAUCCCGCAGUCACCUGUACUGUUCAAGGGUACACUGCGAGCCUACAUGGAUCCGUUCGACGAGUUCACGGACGCGGAUAUCUGGAAUGCAUUGGAGAAGGUGGAUAUGAAGACGCAGGUGUCGGCACUGGAAGGUCAGCUAUCGUACGAGUUGAGUGAGAACGGGGAGAACUUCAGUGUGGGCGAGCGGCAGAUGCUGUGCAUGGCUCGCGCUCUACUGACUCGGAGCCGCAUCGUGGUGAUGGAUGAGGCGACGGCGUCCAUCGACCACGAGACGGAGAAGAAGCUGCAGCAGAUGAUCAAUCGGGACUUCCAGGACGCGACGGUGUUGACGAUCGCUCAUCGAUUGGGCACGGUGUUGGAUUCGGAUCGUAUCCUGGUGUUGAGUGAUGGUCGUGUGGUGGAGUUUGAUAGUCCUCGGGAGUUGGUGAAGAACACGAACGGAGUGUUUUACGAGUUAGCGAAGGAAGGCGGCUGCUUAGCAAUGCUGCAAGAUUAAAUGUUGCUGAUGCCUAACGGGUUAUUGAGGACACUUAUCUAGAAUACUACGGCAGUUCCUUAAUAGAAGCGACUGGUGCUUCGUAGCGUGGUGCCCGACGUUUAUAGUCUU